This is a messenger RNA of Merops nubicus (carmine bee-eater), 3015 nucleotides long. RefSeq names its product ATP-binding cassette, sub-family C (CFTR/MRP), member 4 (gene ABCC4). The record is from RefSeq and is a predicted model, not a curated record. Lineage: Eukaryota; Metazoa; Chordata; Aves; Coraciiformes; Meropidae. Gene Ontology annotation, biological process: transmembrane transport. Gene Ontology annotation, cellular component: plasma membrane. Gene Ontology annotation, molecular function: ATP binding; ABC-type transporter activity; ATP hydrolysis activity.
AUGGCAAUGGGGGGACAGAAGGGACUGGAAGAAUUCAGUGGAGGUGAUGUCAUGGUGUAUGAUCAGUGGUUGAAUCCCUUAUUUAUUCUUGGCCAUAAACGGAAGCUUGAAGAAGAUGAUAUGUAUAAAGUGCUGCCAGAAGAUUCUUCAGAAAAGCUUGGAGAGGAAUUACAGUGGUACUGGGAUAAAGAAGUGCAAAAAGCAAAAAAGAGAGGAAAGACACCACAUUUAACAAAAGCCAUUAUUCUUUGUUACUGGAAAUCCUAUUUAGUUUUUGGAAUUUUCACAAUGAUUGAGGAAACCCUCAAAAUAGUUCAGCCAAUAUUUCUGGGAAAAAUUAUUAAUUAUUUUGAAAACUAUGAUCCCUCAGAUGAGGUCACUUUGAAUUUUGCCUAUUGCUACGCAGCUGCUCUGUCUGUGUGCACGCUUAUUCUGGCUAUAAUGCACCACUUAUACUUCUACCAUGUGCAGCGGGCUGGCAUGAAGCUGAGGGUGGCCAUGUGUCAUAUGAUUUACCGCAAGGCACUUCGUCUCAGCAAUGUAGCUAUGGCACAAACUACCACUGGUCAAAUAGUGAAUCUUCUGUCAAAUGAUGUGAACAAAUUUGAUCAGGUAACGAUUUUCUUGCACUUCUUGUGGGCUGGACCAAUUCAAGCUGUAGCAGUAACAGUACUUCUCUGGAUGGAGAUAGGCCCGUCCUGUCUUGCAGGAAUGGCAGUUCUCAUUAUUCUUCUUCCUGUCCAGACCUGCAUUGGGAGGCUUUUCUCUUCCCUAAGAAGCAAGACAGCUGCCUUAACAGACGUCAGGAUCAGGACCAUGAACGAAGUCAUAAGUGGUAUGAAGAUAAUAAAGAUGUAUGCUUGGGAAAAAUCAUUUGAGGAGCUUGUGAAUGGGUUAAGAAGGAAGGAGAUCGCCAUGGUCAUGAAAAGCUCCUACCUCCGAGGGCUGAACCUAGCCUCUUUCUUUGUGGCAAGCAAGAUCACAGUGUUCAUGACGUUCAUGGCCUACGUGCUGCUGGGGAACGUGGUGUCGGCGAGCCGGGUGUUCGUGGCGGUGUCGCUGUACGGGGCGGUGCGGCUUUUCUUCUUCCCCGCCGCCGUCGAGAGGGUCUCCGAGGCGCUCAUCAGCAUACGGCGCAUCAAGAACUUUCUGAUACUGGAUGAGGUCUCACACCUCAGGCCACAACUGCAUGGUGGCAAUGAGAAUAUCAUUCUUCACGUUCAGGAUUUGACUUGCUAUUGGGAUAAGAGUUUAGAAAGCCCAGCACUUCAACAGCUUUCCUUUACUGUCAGACGAGGGGAGUUAUUGGCUGUGAUUGGUCCUGUAGGAGCUGGAAAAUCCUCUCUCUUAAGUGCUGUGCUUGGUGAGCUGCCUAAAGACAAAGGCUUGAUAAAUGUUACUGGAAGAAUUGCCUAUGUUUCUCAGCAGCCCUGGGUGUUUUCUGGUACAGUAAGAAGUAAUAUACUGUUUGACAAGGAAUAUGAGAAGGAAAAAUAUGAGAAAGUUUUAAAAGUCUGUGCUCUGAAAAAGGACUUGGAAUUAUUAGCAGAUGGUGACCUAACAGUAAUAGGAGAUCGUGGAGCUACACUGAGUGGGGGACAGAAGGCUCGUGUAAAUCUGGCCAGAGCUGUGUAUCAAGAUGCAGACAUCUAUCUUUUGGAUGAUCCACUGAGUGCAGUAGAUGCUGAAGUUGGAAGACAUUUGUUUGAAAAAUGCAUUUGUCAGGCAUUACAUCAGAAGAUUUCUGUUUUGGUCACUCACCAAUUGCAAUAUCUUCGUGCUGCAAGUCAAAUUCUAAUUUUAAAAGAUGGUAAAAUGGUGGGGAAAGGUACCUAUUCAGAGUUCCUGAGAUCUGGCAUCGACUUUGCUUCCCUUUUGAAAAAAGAUGAGGAGGUAGAACAGCCGUCGGUUCCGGGAACCCCCAACCUGAAGCCUGCCCGGAACAGAACCUUCUCGGAGUCCUCUGUCUGGUCCCAGGAUUCUUCUGUCCACUCACAGAAAGAUGGAACAGUGGAGCAGCCACCUGCUGAAAAUGCUCUGGCUGCAGUGCCAGAGGAGAGUCGCUCUGAGGGAAAAAUAAACUUCAAGGUUUACAGAAAAUAUUUCACUGCAGGAGCAAACUACUUUGUAAUUUUUAUACUUUUAGUAUUCAAUAUUUUGGCACAGGUGGCAUAUGUGCUCCAGGACUGGUGGCUUUCUUACUGGGCAAAUCGUGAAGAAGAGUUAAAUGUCACAACAAAUGGAAAUAAUGGAGUGAAUGAGACUGAACAUCUAGACCUUAACUUUUAUUUGGGAAUUUAUGCAGGUUUAACGGUGGCUACAAUACUGUUUGGCAUAAUAAGAAGUCUUCUGAUGUUUCAAGUUCUUGUUAAUUCUGGUCAGACUUUGCACAACAAAAUGUUUCAAUCCAUUUUGAAAGCUCCCGUCUUGUUUUUUGACAGAAAUCCUAUUGGAAGAAUCUUAAAUCGCUUCUCCAAAGAUAUUGGCCACCUGGAUGAUUUGCUUCCACUGACGUUCUUGGACUUCGUACAGACUCUCCUACAGAUUUUUGGUGUGGUGGCUGUGGCUGUGGCAGUGAUUCCUUGGAUACUCAUCCCCUUAAUACCACUAUUUAUUCUUUUCAUUUUUCUUCGACGAUAUUUCUUAGACACUUCAAGAGAUAUUAAACGUCUAGAAUCCACAACUAGAAGUCCUGUGUUCUCCCACUUGUCGUCCUCCCUCCAGGGACUUUGGACUAUUCGGGCUUUGAAAGCAGAGGAGAGAUUUCAAAAAUUAUUUGAUGCACACCAAGACCUUCACUCAGAGGCCUGGUUUCUAUUUUUGACGACCUCAAGAUGGUUUGCUGUGCGCCUGGAUGCCAUCUGUGCCAUUUUUGUUAUAGUGAUUGCUUUUGGUUCUCUGCUUCUCGCCAAGACUCUGAACGCGGGGCAGGUUGGUUUGGCGCUGUCCUACGCCAUCACCCUGAUGGGGACGUUCCAGUGGGGCGUCAGACAGAGUGCUGAAGUUGAAAACCUG